Sciurus carolinensis (gray squirrel) is the source of this 7363-nucleotide messenger RNA. It is a transcript of the gene Plcxd2, whose product is annotated as phosphatidylinositol specific phospholipase C X domain containing 2. Lineage: Eukaryota; Metazoa; Chordata; Mammalia; Rodentia; Sciuridae. Gene Ontology annotation, molecular function: phosphoric diester hydrolase activity. The transcript has 4 exons. Gene Ontology annotation, biological process: lipid metabolic process. Bases 509 to 1534 code for a protein of 341 amino acids. The record is from RefSeq and is a predicted model, not a curated record.
GCAGUCGGCGUCCGUGCAGAGGACCCGGGAGCGAGUAGCAGGCAGGCCCCGUUUAUGCACAGCCCAGUGACAUACAUAGAAGCGUAAAUCGGGCUAGAGAUGGAGCGCCCGGGCGCGCACAUGUGUGCAGACCCCCAGGCAUGUCUGUACGCCGUGGGGGCACCUGUCGUGUGAGUAGCUCCGGGCGUGGCUGCUCCUGGGACGUUCUGUUUCUGUAAGAUUUAUCUCCAGGGGCCUACCGCCCCCGUCUCCAGAGGGGAACAUAAGAAGUUUAACCGAGCUGAGACUGAGCAGAUUAAAGGAGUGGAGCAGAGGAAGGGCCGAAAGGGUGGGGACUGCGGGCGCUGGGGAGAGAGAAUCGCUUCUCUGACCCCUCUCCCAGCCAGAAAGGCAUUUUGGAAAGACUGGCAUGACAAAAGUGGCCCUGAAAUGUCUAGUGAGCUGGAACGGUGAUGAUUAUUGAGUAAGUGUCACUGGGCUGAGCCUGGCCAAUUUGUGAACGAGAGGGAUGCUAGCAGUUAGGAAGGCAAGGAGGAAACUCAGGAUGGGGACCAUCUGUUCCCCCAACCCCAGCGGGACAAAGGCGGCUUCAGACGUCUGCAAUGCCGACUGGAUGGCCUCGCUCCCCCCUCACCUCCACAACGUCCCCCUUUCCAAUCUGGCAAUCCCAGGUUCCCAUGAUUCAUUCAGCUACUGGGUGGAUGAAAAGUCCCCAGUGGGACCUGACCAAACCCCUGCUAUCAAACGUCUUGCCAGGAUCUCCUUGGUGAAAAAGCUCAUGAAGAAAUGGUCGGUGACUCAGAACCUGACCUUCCGCGAACAGCUGGAAGCUGGGAUCCGCUACUUUGACCUUCGUGUGUCUUCCAAGCCAGGGGACGCCGACCAGGAGAUUUACUUCAUCCAUGGACUUUUCGGCAUCAAGGUCUGGGAUGGACUGAUGGAGAUUGACUCAUUCCUUACACAACACCCCCAAGAGAUUGUCUUCCUGGAUUUCAACCACUUCUACGCCAUGGAUGAGGCACAUCACAAAUGCCUGAUUCUCCGGAUCCAGGAGGCAUUUGGAAGCAAGCUGUGUCCAGCCUGUAUUGUGGAAAGCAUGACACUGCAAACCCUGUGGGAGAAGAAGUGUCAGGUUCUUAUCUUCUACCACUGUCCCUUCUACAAGCAAUACCCCUUCCUGUGGCCAGGAAAGAAGAUUCCAGCACCUUGGGCAAAUACCACAAGUGUGAGAAAACUAAUCCUCUUCUUGGAGACCACCCUGAGUGAACGAGCCCCCCGUGGCUCCUUCCAUGUCUCCCAGGCGAUUCUCACCCCCAGAGUGAAGACCAUUGCCCGAGGCCUGGUGGGGGGUCUCAAGAACACACUGGUUCAUAGGAAUCUUCCUGCCAUCCUGGACUGGGUGAAAACUCAGAAGCCUGGUGCCAUGGGUGUCAACAUCAUCACGUCAGACUUCGUGGACCUGGUGGACUUUGCCACGACCGUCAUUGAGUUGAAUGACCUUCUGCAGGAGGACAGAGCUUUGGCUAAAUGCUGAUUUAAUUGUUUGUUUAACUUAGGGUUGAAGUUGUUGAUCCAGGGUAGAGUUCUUUGAAGGAUUUCCUGUUGGGAUGGCCCCUGGGCAGUGGUAGUGAAAAGAGAAUAAGAGGAGGAGGGUUUCUUUUUUUUUUCUUCCUCACAGGACCAUUUGGUUAACAUUAUAGGGCCUUAAAUUGCAUUUUUCCCAAAUGAGUUUUAAAAAGCUUAAGUCCAAGGGAAGAAAGCAUGUUUCAUGUGCUCAAGGACAGAAUCUCCCCAGUGAAUUGUGGUAGUGAAUAGAAUAUGGAGAUAGGGUCUCUAGUCUAUUGGAAAAUGGAGUAACCCUCAGUUGAUCCACUUCCCUAUUGGUUUCCAGGGUCUUGUGUUGAACCAGUGGGAAGGCUAAGCCAGAAAGGCAUUCCUGGUCCAAAGGAUGACUCAUUACAAGUGUGGACUGCCCUGUGGCUGGCUCUAACUUCAACCUGAGGUUCUGGGAGGACAGGCAGCCAAGCAUCAGAUCUCUCCAGGGUUGUCAAAUGGCACCACUACUUCCCUGAGGGAAUAAGACUUGUUUGUCACCAAGGUGUCUCAUCCACAAGCUGUUCAUGCAUAGCUUGUGCUGGUAACUGGUCACCUGAAUUCUUCAGAUAAACAGUGCCUACUGCCCUUGGUAUCAGAAAUGUUUCCUAGUUUUAAAGCUUUGAUUCCUUUCUAUUUCUUUCGGCCCCUUCUUAAAGGGAAGGGAACAAUGAUGGGAGAUCUUGUCAGUAUGGGGCCCACCAAGAAAUAGACAUGCAUGUUUGCUGCAUGCUGGCUUUCUUUGAUUUAAUUCUCUAGUGUUUUUCUAAAAUGACUGCCAGGUAAACACCUGCAUCAUUUUGGCAAAGUCCUCUUUGGCGUGGGGUCUUCAAGCCAGACCUUGGAAUUGCAUUUCAUUGUCGUCUGCCAACGACUGAGACCUGCACUGUGGAACACAGUAACAAGUAGAAGACACCUUGUCCAUGGCACCAUGGAGGCUGAAGCAGGAUUCAUGGGAGAGUGCAAUGGCAUUAAAGGAGGAAGCUCCAAGUGGGUUUGGAGCCAUUCUAAAACUCCUUGAAAACAAGACUACCUCGAGGACCUUUAGGAUGACUUGUGUGUCAUCAAGUGAGAAAUACCCAGUGCUGGGAUUUUUCCAGUGCUUGUCUGGAUUGCUCUACUUUCUGCAGGUUGUUCUGAGCCUACUUAUCAUUACUGCAUGAGGGCUUUGAAACUCAAGAGGGUUUUUUUUUAUUUUUUAUUUUUACUGAUAAGAGGUGCUUAUCUAUGAAGAGCCCUCUUGUGUUUUGGUUUAUUUAUUUAUUUAUUCAUUAUUUAUUUAUAGAUUAAGUAUCUGCAGUGCUUCUGACCUCAAGAGCACUCACACAGGAGCUAACUGACCUUUCCUUGCCCAGAACAGACGCUGCCACAGCCUUCCUCUCCUUACCAGGACUGUGCAUCUCAGGUCUGUGAGUGACACUGGACUCUGCUACAGGCGAUCUGACUCCCCCAACUCUGCUGAGGACAAAAGGGAUGUGUGGAUGUGAACCAGAUCCAAGAAACACUUUCAAGCCACACAUAGGGACCGAAAAUGAAAUGGGUCAUGGAGAACUCUCAGUCCUUGGGCUAGACCCUCCAGUGGAGAGCUGGAAAGAAAGAAGCUAGAAAUAAAACUGGGCCUGAGGAUGCACUCACUUUGAUGCCCCUCAGUCCUGUUGUAUUGAUGGAAUCCCUAAGGAAGUGUCAGUUUCUGGAUUUUUUUAAAGAGGAAAUAUAAAUCUAGAAUCCUGAAUGGAUGGGGGCAUUUAUAAAGAUUACUGGACUCUUCUUCCAGCAGUUUCCCAUUUCUGUCCUUUGAUUUCUCAGGCAGAUUUUGCAUGUUGCCUGCAAUGGGGGAUGUCUUAGGUGAGCUACCAAAAACACCUACGUGUCCCCAACUAUUGGUCUUCCAGCUUCGCUUUCUGUAAAGCAACUUAAGUCCUGACCUUUCUCAUUCUCAGUUCAAGAUGAUCACAACAGGAAUGCCUAUAGGAAAAUCUGGCUUAACUUUCCCUGUUCCUGCAUUUGAAUCCUUCCCUGAAGAGGUUUCCGGAAUAGUAUUAUCAAAUUCUAUGGGGUCUUCUUCAAAUAGGAGUAAGAAGGUGGGUGUUCUCACUUUCUUAAUUUUCCUUCAGUUCUGCUGUUGAACUCUAAUGACAGGCUCUGAAAUCCCUGACUUAACCUCUGAGUUUUAUUUUCUUUCUUAUUGCUCCAUUUUGGUUUGGUUUUUAAUUCUUGGUCAUUUGCUAAGGACUAGACCAUUUUCUCUCUCCUAACCCUGUGUUCCUUGACAAAGAUUUAAGGAGGCAAGAGAAGAGUAAUUCUGCUCUGUUUUAUUUGAGCCUCAGCUUUGUCCAGGUGCUUGGUGCUAUGAGGCCAGGUGUGUUGACAGGUAUCUGCACAGGAGGUCAGCGACACCCAAUGGCUGUUCACUGUCCAGUGAAAUGUUUACUUAAUGUUCUUCCUUCAUUUAAAAAUAUAUAGUUGCACUUCUCUUGGAUUGUGACAUUUUAAAUGCAUUUCAGUGUUUGCAUGUGAAGAGAAAAAUCAUGGAAUAUGACACAGAAGAACAGAAUUCCUAAGGUUGCACCUACAGAUCCCUGCUCUGCAUGAGGAGUGCAGGCAUUUACUCCUCAGUGCUGCUAUGGGUUGCUUGCCUUGCUUGAAUUUUGCAAGUCUGCACUAGAGUUCUGGGAGGUAGGAUGAUGAUUAUUUACAAUUUUUCCCAGUAAAUGCUCAAAUCUCUGCCCUCAGAAAAAGGCAUACUUUAUUGCAAAGAAUGUGUGCAUUCUGCUCCUUGAUCAUGAGGCUAUGCAAGAGAGCUCAGGCACAUAGCACAGAGAGAAAGUAGACUUAAGGUCAGUGACUCAUUCUGCAACCAUAAGAAUGGUAAGCCACCCACAACACUUGUUCUCACAAGUUCUGGGGCCCUUUAGAGCAAAACAAGACUCUCACACUUGCUCAAACUUAACUUCAAGAUCAGCUAAACAGCUACUUGAUAAAGCCCAUGAAGAAUGUAUCUCACAGAAUUUGGGGUCCUGUUUACUCUGAAAUAUAACAGUAUUUUCCAUGAGCUUCAUUCCAACACUGUCACAUUUCCAGGAUUUUGUGGCAAAGGGACCAUCACAGGUUUUAACUAGGUGAAAGUGGUAUUUUAAAGGCUUGGACUUUGAGCUUAUUAGAGGUGCCCUGUGGUGUCAUGAAGAGAAGAUAGUCUAAGGGCUGGAGAGAGAAGUCAAGAUGGGGUUGAUAGAAGAAAAUGAUAAGUUAUUUAGUAUUAAUUUUUUUUAUUAAUGGAAGAUGUAAUAGGGUCAUGCAAGAAAAGUUUUUUUUUAUCUGCUGCAUUUGACUCAAUAAUAACUGUUUAGUCAUUUUCCUUUGUGCUGAGUUCAGAGCCCUGAAGUUUUGAGGUUAAGCCACAGUAUAAAUCCAAGUUUUAUAUAAAUGCAAAGAAAAGCACAAGACCUGGGCCCAGGUGAUGAUAUAUCUUAACUAUUUUAUAGUUCUUCUUGCAUGACCUCAUAUUCAAAUAAAAAUUUAUGUUUCUGUCCAAGAGGACAAUGUAGUAGAGUACCUUUCUUAGGAAGAAAAAGGGCUUACACAAAAUCAGGUCAUUGCAGAUUACAUUCCUGCCAGAGGUAAAGUUGGGUAGUGUUCUUCAUUGGCUGUUCGGUUCUGGGAAACAGAAUUACCUAAUGAAUGGGACAUGGCCAUGAGACUCCCCUUCCUUAACUGAGCAAGUGACCCUGUGCAAAAUUGUCCUUAGCUCUUUCAUCUGUAAUGAAGAUGCUAUCUGCUACCUAGUGAUGAGUGUUUGGAAAACCUUGGUUACUAGUUACUGAAAAUAUAAGGUCCCUAUGUUUAGAUUAAAUGCCUUAUACUCAGGGGAUGUACAGUUGUGGUAAUUCUUCUUUCUAUGCAUGUGUAUAGAGAAUGUGACUUGGGCUUAGUUCCUAAAAGUGUGGUGUAAGUUGACAGAACUUUACCAGGAAUGGCACCUUCUGUGUUCCGUGUAAUGAAAUGUGUAGGGCUCAAAGAAACCUGCCAACAUGCUUAUUGGCUCUGAGAGGUGGAAUUUCUUAAUACAUGCUAAAUAGUCUUGUUAGGCCAAGAGGAAACAAAUAGAAAAUGAGCGUGUCAAGCAUUCAAACCGAGAGGAAGUUUGGUAUGGCACAGAAGAAUAUGGUUGCCCUUGAAAUUCCACUCACUUACCAGUACAUCUUGGCUCUCUGCUGCAGGCUGGCUCCUGGUAUUUGCCACCGUAGCUUUGUCACUCAAAAGUGUUGCCCUGGAAAACACAGGAGCGAAGUGAUUAAAUGACAAGAAGUUUAGCUGGAAACUUUACCCUUAAUUCCAGAGGAUUCUGAUCAGCUCUUUACUGCCCCCAAGAGACACACUAUCUCCUUAGCCUUUGGUUUCCCAGCUUCCUGCUAGAAACAGCACACUGAUGGCACUGUAUUUCUGAACUAGCCCUAACUCGGAAGUAUCCACUACAAAAUGCUAUCGAUUUUCUUAAAGUAGCACAGUCUUAGAUACUGUAAAAAUAGUCUAAGAUAAUGCUGUCCUGCUUUAGAUAUAGUGUUUUAGCAUCUUCAACAAAACCCAUUCUACUUAGGACUUUCCAAACUCAUUUCUAAACCAAAUGAUUUAGAUAAAACAUCUCCUUUCUCUUUUCUGGUAGUGCAGUUUCACAAUCUGUUGAGGCAAUCCCAUCAAUAGUCUGGAGACAUUUUUCUAUAUGAUUCCUUCCUCUCUCCUUCAUAGAAUACCAUUUUGUCCUCUUGUCUCCUGGCCAUCCUCCAUCAUCUGCUGACCACUCUUCAUUACAGGAUGUUGGCAAAAGGCACAUACAUACAGUGAUGUCCUGCACACUCUACCACAGUGGGUUUUGCUCCUUAAUUAUUUUCAGUGCAUAAUUCUGUCCCUCAGCCCCAUUCAUUCAGUAGAACUAUACUUGAUUUCAGUCCAGAACUUGGGACCAACACUUAGUUCAAAUAGCACAGGCUUCCUCACAAGCUUUAAGCUCAAUAAGAAGCACAGCACUUUGAAAAGUGAAAUAUGGAUCUUUGGUAGUUCUGUACAUUUGCAAUUUUACAUUGUUAUUAGUUUUUAGCACUAAUAACACUUCAUUUAUGAAUCCGUAGUAUCAACAUGACAAAUUUUAGAACCUAUUGUAGAAAUGAUAUUACCUUGCUGCUAUUAUACUUACUAAUUUACACCCCAGUGUAAGUAAGUAUUAAAUACAAAUUGUGUAUGCAUUAUUUGUUUUGUGUAUAUGCCAACUAUAAUACUUAACCUCACUGAUCACUGAUUAAAAAAAUACAGAAAUUGUCAUAGUGAAAAUAAGUCUUGGUCAAUUCAGUCAAUUUAUGUAUCUGAUAAAUGCUCUAAUGUUAUAUUUUCUCCUCUAUUACUUGUUUUACACUACAGUGCAUGUUUGCUAAGUUAAAAAUAAUAAUAAAUUAUAUCAAUUUUAAGGUUUUAGGAUUAAAAUUUUGCAUAUAUGCUUCUUGAUACUCUGAAAUGUGUUUAUGGCUUAAUUAUCUUAUUCAUACAGAUUCACUUGGCUUUUUUCCCCUCUAGGAAAUAAUUGUUCAAAUAUAUCUCUUUCCUUCUUGUAACCUUGAUUAAACCGUGUAAUUCAACCUAGAACAUUGUAAAGCCAGAAUACCUCAUUUUAACUGUGAAAAAAAAUGUCAAGGGGUUUGAUGACAUGAUGUGUUUCCUUGCACUUGAUUUGAAUGACAUAAAUAGGAUUAAACCUAAUAAUAAAUAUUAAACACUGAAACUU